AUGGUUCAGGAAGCAUUUACUUGUGGUGAAGUCACAACGCAAGCUACACUGGAGCUCUUUACAUCCCUUGGUGAGCCAGACAACUGUGGCAGCGUCCCUCGCUAUUUCAACGUCUACGGACCCACCGAGACGACUAUAGGUGCUUCAGGAACAUUGAUUAACUAUCUUGGUGAUUCGGUUUCUCAAGAGAUCAGUGCAGGCAAGCCUUUGGCUGGGUAUCUCGUAUACGUCGUGGACGAUAACUUGCAGCCUGUGCCCGUGGGCGUUCAAGGCGAGAUCGUGAUUGGUGGUGCAGGAGUCGGGGGAGGCUACCUGAAAAACCCGGCGCUUUCAUCCCAGGUUUUCAUUCCCAACAUCCGAGCCCCACAGAGUCAUCGUGCCAGAGGCUGGAAUAUGAUGCAUCGCACCGGAGACGUUGGUCGCUGGCGCAAAGAUGGCAAUCUGCUCGUAGAGGGACGCAAGUCCGGCGACACUCAAAUCAAACUUCGAGGGCUUCGAAUCGAUCUGGCUGAGGUUGAGAAUAGUAUGUUGAAGGAAUCCCAAGCUAUGCUAGAGCAGGUGGUCGUGUCCGUCCGCUACCCCACACAGCCUCGAGCUCAGUCGGGUGGAGCAUUUCUUGUUGCACAUAGCAAGUUCCAACCCAACGUCCUCGCAUCCCGUGGCGAACAACAAACUUUCCUGAACAAAGCUCUUGCCUGGCUGUCUCUACUACGGUAUAUGCGUCCUGCUGCAGCCUUUCCGGUGGAACAUUUCCCCAUGCUGGUAUCAGGAAAGCCGGAUUGCAAGGCGGUGGCUAAGUUACCACUCGAGCAAGAAGGAUUGUCUUCCGUUGGGAACACACAAACAGUCUCUGACAGUGAGCUGCUUACAAAGACAGAAGAACGACUGAAACGUCUCUGGGUAGCCUGCACGUCCAGGGAGAUUUCGAAGCAAUAUACCAUUGAUUCGGGCACGGAUUUCUUCCAUGUCGGAAAGAUCGAUCCCAGCGAUAAGACCCAUUCCGGAUCCGGAAUUAACAUCGAUUGGAGUGCAGAGACUGAUGUGCCCAACGCAAUUCAGAAAUCGCUCCUCUCAGCCAAAGCAGUCGACUUUAUGACAACACGGACCAUUAUAUUGACAGGUGCGACUGGAUUUCUGGGUCAGGCUUACUUGAAAGCCUUGUUAUCUGAUUCAAAAGUGACGGCUGUGCACUGCGUCGCUGUCCGCCUAGGUAGCGCUGGCACCAAGCGAUUACUGUCACAGCCAGAUUCCCUUCUUCACCACUCCAAAGUUGAAAUCCAUGCGGGCGAUCUUGCCGAACCCAGGUUGAAAUUGGCCGAGGAAACCAUCACUCGUAUCUUUGGCAUUGCAGACUGCAUCAUCCACAACGGCGCAGACACUUCGCACAUGAAAAGCUGCACAUCGAUUAGGAAAACAAAUUAUGAAUCCACCCAAGAACUGAUCAAGAUGUGUCUGGGCAAGAAUUUUUAG
Messenger RNA from Parastagonospora nodorum SN15, 1470 nucleotides. RefSeq lists its product as hypothetical. The record is from RefSeq and is a predicted model, not a curated record. NCBI's taxonomy places the organism in Eukaryota, Fungi, Ascomycota, Dothideomycetes, Pleosporales, Phaeosphaeriaceae. The coding region runs from base 1 to 1470 and encodes 489 amino acids. The transcript has 3 exons.